AGAGACUGCAAUGCUAUCUUCUGUUCUAUAAAUAAGGAACCACUUCUUCUCAUUUCUCAUUUUCGAACAUUCAAACACAUAAAGAUUACUUAGAUAGCUGAUCAAUGGCACUGUUUAGUGUACUUUUCUUCUUGUUUCUUGCUUCCUCAUCUGUGAGUGCUGCUCCUUGUAACCCUCUUUGUUUGCAUAAAAGCAAGGCUGGUUAUUACCCUUUAUCUAAGACUGGAAUCAGCUCUGGAGCAUGUGGUUAUGGUUCACUAGCUAAGAGCUUCAAUAAUGGAUAUAUUGCUUCUGGUAUACUUUCCUUACUCGGAUACGAGGGUAUUGGCUGUGGAUCCUGCAUACAUGUAACUUGCAAGAACAAGACACUGUGCAGAGGAAGAGGUACUACUGUGGUUUUAACCAGUAGUCUUACACAGACAAAGAACAAUGCAGAUACGGAUUUGAUUCUUAGCGACAGAGCUUAUAUUUCAAUGGCUGCCAAGGGUAAAGCCAGAGAGCUCUUAGCACUCAAUACUGUAGAUGUGGAUUACAUAAGGGUACCCUGUGAAUACAAGAGCCAGAAUCUGUCCGUAAGAGUAGAUGAAAGCAGCAAGAAACCAGAUCAUUUAGUACUUACAUUCCUCUACCAAGGUGGUCAAACAGGAAUUCAUAUAGUCACAGCCUAUGCACAAAAUAACUUUACUAGGAUCGAGAGAGAUAUGGACCGCAAAUAUGGAGCGGUCUGGGAAAUGAACAAGGCUCCUCAAGGAAGUCUAAGUUUUAGGCUAUUUGUAUAUAAUGGAUAUGAUCGCUCCUUUGUGUAUUCCAACAAAGAUUUGCCUGCUGACUGGAAAGUUGGAGAGAUUUAUGAUCUGGGUGUUCAAAUGAAUGACCAGAUGGAUAAGCGAGAUGGUUGCACCUCUAAUUGUACUGAUUGAUCAGUACGGUUUAAUGUUCUAGUGAAUUCAACUUUAUCGAUAGGGGAAAUGAUGUUCUUUCUUCAUUCAGUCGGUUGUAUUUUUGUUUUUGUCAAUUAAAACUAAUCAGAACAACUCCACCUUUACAUUGCUAUUGUCAUUGUUUUCUUUGCUUCGUUGUCCAGUUCGGCAGACCCAU
Molecule: messenger RNA, 1098 nt
Organism: Papaver somniferum (opium poppy)
Lineage: Eukaryota; Viridiplantae; Streptophyta; Magnoliopsida; Ranunculales; Papaveraceae
Product: expansin-like A2
Exons: 4
Coding region: 105-920 (271 amino acids)
Cellular component (GO): extracellular region
Source: RefSeq, a predicted model, not a curated record